UGGUUAAUAUUGCUGUGUAACAAAGGUUCCCAACAAUGUGUAAAUUUGGUUAGAGCAUCUCCAAUGGCAAGCUAAUUGCGUUUAGGUUUUCACCCAUUUGCAUUUCUAUCUAAUUAUUACCCCCAAGGGUUAGCUACAUCUUUCGAUUUUGGGUUCUACUUACCAUUAAUGAGACCCACUUUCUCAACAAUCUUGAGUUUGCUUUUCGCAAAUUUCCCCUCAAGCAAAUUGCUAAAGCUGGACUUUUAAAAAUCGCAAGCAAGUAACUAGCUACAAAUACAAACCAUCGGAGAUAAACAGUUUAGACAGGAGGUCAAAGAUGAGCAUUAUUAAUACACAUUACAAAUUUGCAAUGGAGUGAAAGAACAAAAAAUUAAUUUCUGUUUCUUGGAAAUCAACCCAUAUUGGAAACAAAUUAGGCUAGCUUUUUAUAGAAACAAAAAUCAGCUCUUAUUCUCACCAACGGUCCACAGUCCUCUAAUGAAUUUGAAUUUGAAAAUUAUAUGACCGUUACUUUACCUCCUACUCCCCCUUUAAAAACCCAUACAUAAUUUCAUUUCACAUUCCAAUUCAAAUUUACCUUCAAUCCCCUCAAAACUCAGUAAAAAACUUCAAUUAAUUUUCCUCUAACCUCUCCCAUGGCUACUACUGCAACCUCCAAUCUCCCCAUGAACAACGAUCCGAUACCGGCGAAGAAGGGAAGAAGUAGAAAGGUACUCAAGGACAAAAACCCAUCAACAAAUGAAGCAAAUAUUCUAGCUGGGAAAUCAUCUGAGCCAUUGGAAUUAUCGGGUUCGGUACCGGAAUCUGAUCCAGGGAAAGAGAACCAUGAGGGUCUCUCUCAACCUCGGUCAGCAAAGAAGAAAUCAAAAUCAAAGUCGAAGAACACGAAAGUUGAAGAGGCGAAUAAUUUUGAAAAGGAUUUGCAAGAUAUGCAAGAAAUGUUGGAGAAAUUGAAGAUUGAGAAAGAGAAAACUGAGGAAAUGUUGAAGGAGAAAGAUGAGAUAUUGAAGAAAAGAGAUGAAGAGCAACAAAAGCUUCAAUUGGAGCUCAAAAAGUUGCAGAAAAUGAAGGAGUUUAAGCCUACUAUGACUUUGCCCAUAAUUCAAUCAUUGAAAGACAAAGAUUUAGAGAAGAAAGACAAGAAAAAGAAGGAAUGUCCAGAAAGAAAAAGGCCAGCUUCAGUAUAUGCAUUGUGGUGCAAAGAUCAAUGGAGUGAGAUAAAAAAAGAGAACCCAGAUGCUGAUUUCAAGGAAAUCUCAAACUUAAUGGGUGCAAAAUGGAAGAGCAUUACUUCAGAAGAGAAGAAGCCAUAUGAGGAGAAAUACCAAGCUGAUAAAGAAGCUUAUUUGCAGAUUAUCAGCAAAGAAAAGCGCGAAAUCGAAGCAAUGAAGUUGUUGGAGGAAGAGCACAAGCAGAAGACUGCAAUGGAGCUACUUAAUCAGUAUAUUGAAUUUAAGCAAGAAGCAGAUAAAGAGACCAAAAAAACCAAGAAAGAGAAGGAUCCAUCAAAGCCAAAACAGCCAAUGAGUGCUUUCUUCUUGUACUCGCAGGAGAGGCGAGCCAAUUUGCUUGGAGAAGGAAAUAAUCUGCUUGAGGCUUCAAAGAUCAUAGGUGAAGAGUGGAAAAAGAUGACAGAAGAGCAAAAAAGACCUUAUGAAGAGAUUGCAAAGGAAAACAAGGAAAAAUACCAACAGGAAAUGGAGCUGUACAAACAAAAGAAAGAAGAAGAAAAUGCUAACUUGAAAAGAGAAGAAGAUGAAAUAAUGAAAAUUCAGAAAGCUGAGGCAUUUCAGCUUCUUAAGAAGAAAGAGAAGACUGAUAACAUUAUAAAGAAAACCAAAGAGAUGAAGAAGAAAACAAAGGAAGAGAAAGUUGUGGAUCCAAACAAGCCGAAACGGCCUCUAUCAUCUUUCUUUCUAUUCAGCAUGGAAGAAAGGAAAAACUUGGUCAAAGAACGGCCUGAAACCAACAACUCCACCAUCACUGCACUUAUUUCUUUGAAAUGGAAGGAAUUAAAUGAAGAGGAGAAGAAAAUUUGGACUGCUAAGGCAGCAGAAAACAUGGAAGCAUACAAGAAAUUGAUGGAAGAAUAUAACAAACAAUCCGAAGCCGAAACCGGAGCUAAGCAAGGCUAAAUCACAUUCAUAAAUCAUCCAAAUCUGCAUUGAUGUUCAAGUUGCUCGGUUGAACAUCUUGAAUGGAAUUUUUAGAACUUAGUUUCUCUAAUUAGUACCUUUUCUUAAGCCUCUAAGUAACUUUUUCUUCAACUCAUGGCUUAUUGUUUAGGGAAAUUCUACAUGGUGGCCUCCUACUUUGGGUUUUUCUACUUGGUGGCAGGCAAAAAAAAUUUUUAUACCAAGUGACCUCCUACUUUGGUUAAUUAUA
Beta vulgaris subsp. vulgaris (sugar beet) is the source of this 2388-nucleotide messenger RNA. Its product is annotated as high mobility group B protein 13. Gene Ontology annotation, molecular function: DNA binding. The transcript has 9 exons. The record is from RefSeq and is a predicted model, not a curated record. NCBI's taxonomy places the organism in Eukaryota, Viridiplantae, Streptophyta, Magnoliopsida, Caryophyllales, Amaranthaceae. Bases 639 to 2138 code for a protein of 499 amino acids.